UUCAGUGUGGCACAGCUGUGGCUCACCGCCGUUUCUGGCCGAAAAAGCUCGUAAAUAUACCGAAAUCCUGGACAAAGCAGAAGAGUCCAGUCAUCCAAACACCCCAAAAAUGUCCGCUGAGCAAACCGAAGCUGUCAUCCCUCAGGCCGAGGAGGUCCCCGCUGUCGAGGUCGCCAUGACCGAGGCUCCCAAGACCGAGGAGGCUGCUCCUGCUGCCCCCGUCGAGGCUGCUGCUGAGACCACCACCGCUACCGAUGCCUCCGUCGCCGUCGCCGCUGCGAUCCAGGAGCAGGACUCCAAGAAGACCAACUUCAAGACCAACUCCAAAUUCGACCCCUCCGACCUCCCCGUCACCUCCGACCCCGCGGAAAUCCUCAAACAAAUCGAAUUCUACUUCUCCGAUGCAAACUUCCCCUACGACAAAUUCCUCUUCACCACGGCCUGGAACAAUGAUGGCUGGGUUCCCAUUGCGACCAUUGCGGCGUUCAAGAGGUGUAGGAGGUUUCAGCCGUUUGAGGCUAUCGUUAGUGCGUUGAAGACGAGUGAGAAAUUGCUCGUGUCUACUGAUGAUACGAGAGUGAAGAGGAAGAACGAGCUUAACCGUGUUGAUCCUAAGCAGCGCACCCUUCACGUUCGUGGUCUGGAUCGGGAGGAGAGCAAGACGCUCCAGAUUGACCUCGAGAAGUACUUUGAGCAGUUCGGUCCCAUCGACUCUCUCCGUCUCAAGCGCGAGGAGGGUAAGGGUGACGAAGCCGGCAAGUUCAAGGGUUCCUUCGACGUCAUGUUCUCCACCGAAGAACUCGCAAAGACCUUCUACGACCUCGCUGAGAAGCCCACCUUCCCUGGUCUCUCCGAGGCUGCGUCCAUGUCCGACGUCACCAUCGAAACCAAGGAACAGCAAUACGCACGCAAGGCCGCAGAGGGCUCCUCCAAGCCCCGCUUCUUCAAGCGUUUCAAUGGAUUCGAGUACAUUAAGCAGCUCGAGCAGGGCGGUAGCGGGAACAGGACUUUUGGAAACCAGGGACGGGAUAAGAGAAAGAGGGAGUUUGGUGAUUCUGGGGAUAACCAGGAUCGUCGUGGUGGACGUGGACGUGGACGCGGAAGGGGCGGUCGUGGACGUGGACGUGGUGGACGUGCUGGGGAGGGUAGGGGUGCGAACAACACUCCUUUGGGCGAGAAGGCUGGUGAGGAUGCUCCUGCCGCCGCUCCUGCUCCUGCUCAGGAGUAAGGGUUUGUGUAUGAUGACGUGAAGUAGUUGUUUUUGGUUGCAUUUUUGGGACAAGGGUUAUUUUCAAGGGAUUCAAGC
Messenger RNA from Saitoella complicata NRRL Y-17804, 1306 nucleotides. RefSeq lists its product as uncharacterized. Gene Ontology annotation, cellular component: nucleus. Bases 110 to 1228 code for a protein of 372 amino acids. Gene Ontology annotation, molecular function: mRNA binding. Lineage: Eukaryota; Fungi; Ascomycota; Saitoellomycetes; Saitoellales; Saitoellaceae. The record is from RefSeq and is a predicted model, not a curated record. The transcript has a single exon. Gene Ontology annotation, biological process: RNA processing.